UCUCUGAUGCAAUUAAAUCGCAGUUUGCGGUGUCUAACCUUGGCCUAGACGACUCGCACACAAGCCCUGAGGUUAGACGCUCUUGGUGCAUAGGUCGAGCAUCCCAACAGAUGCAAACUCACUUGUUUUAAAGCCUGUGACUCCUUCUACACAUUUGAUAUGAAGGUGAUGCUGAUUCUCUUUCUCCUUUUUCAAUGCUUGCUCUUCCUUCUGCAACUCUUAACUUUGACUACUACUUACUGGACUACUUGGGAUUUAAAAUUCAAUUGGACUCAAACAGUGGGACGAUUUACAACGAAGCCCUCGUCUGAUGGUCAAUUAGUAUCAAAAGGUCACGCUGGUCUUUGGUCACGUUGCGUUACCGUUUAUGGAAAAGGAAAGCAUAUUAAUGGCACGCGACUGACUGUUGAUAGAUGUUUGUCGAAUUUCGAUGAUUUCACUGCAGCUCGUGGAUACAGCUAUGGAAAAAUGUGUAAAACAGCCACAGCAGGACUAUGUGUUGCUAUGGCCACAAUUACAGCAGUUCUUCUGAUUAUAUCCGUAACAACCUUUAAAAAACGAGACUGUUUGCCAGUUCUAUCUUUUUUUCAUAUUUUACUUAUGAAUAUUCAAGAUGGAAAAAUGUGUAAAACAGCCACAGCAGGACUAUGUGUUGCUAUGGCCACAAUUACAGCAGUUCUUCUGAUUAUAUCCGUAACAACCUUUAAAAAACGAGACUGUUUGCCAGUUCUAUCUUUUUUUCAUAUUUUACUUAUGAAUAUUCAAGGUUUUAUAUCGGCAACUAUUCCAGUGCUUUAUAUUUCCGGCAAUAUGGCGGAAUUGAUUCACCAAUUGACAGCAGCUUAUGGUUUAUUAUUAGUUGUAGACAUUCAAGUUCUGUAUUAUCACGGAUGGUCAUAUUGGUUACAAGUUGGUAUAUUAUUUUUUUGGAUGAUAACAACAAGCGUUUACAUUUUUACAAUAAAAGGUCGCGGUGAUUGUAAUUGGAAGUCUACUAACAGCAAAAAAAUAAGACAAAAUACUGAGCAAACAGAUUCAAUGGAGACUGAAGCUCUUCGAGAUCCUUAAUUGCCCAAUAAUAUUGUUAAUAGU
This is a messenger RNA of Centruroides sculpturatus (bark scorpion), 1092 nucleotides long. RefSeq lists its product as uncharacterized. The record is from RefSeq and is a predicted model, not a curated record. NCBI's taxonomy places the organism in Eukaryota, Metazoa, Arthropoda, Arachnida, Scorpiones, Buthidae. The transcript has 6 exons. The coding region runs from base 160 to 1068 and encodes 302 amino acids.